This is a messenger RNA of Cetraspora pellucida, 165 nucleotides long. NCBI's taxonomy places the organism in Eukaryota, Fungi, Glomeromycota, Glomeromycetes, Diversisporales, Gigasporaceae. The record is from the annotation of a GenBank genome assembly.
AUGUUAAAGGACUUAGAUGAGAAGUUGGAUGAAAUAAUAUUAGAAUACAAAACAUCUUUUAUAAAAAAAAAUUUUGAUUUUAUGUCUGAAAGUGAUAAAGAGGCCUUAGAAGAUUUGCUUCAAGCUGGGGCGGAUCAAGAUCAACUUCCAGAAAUGAAUUGGACC